Molecule: messenger RNA, 2541 nt
Organism: Triticum turgidum subsp. durum (durum wheat)
Lineage: Eukaryota; Viridiplantae; Streptophyta; Magnoliopsida; Poales; Poaceae
Source: the annotation of a GenBank genome assembly
AUGGCGAAGGUGAGGUGGGCGUCAUCCCGUUUUAAAGGAGAGGGCUCCAGCGAGAAAUGUCUCACUACGGCGAAAACCGAGCGGAAGGGGAGGGUCCGACAGGAAAACAUAAGGGUGUGUCAUGGGGUGGAGUUUUUAUGUUGCUACACUAGAUCAUGGGAACCUGCCGUCGACCUUAAGGUGACAGCUCUGCCAGAAUACCUUCAAGCUUACUCUAUUGUGAAUAGGCUAAGAGUGGAACAAGUCGAAAAGAACUGGCCCACAGUGGUUGCUGUCAAGGGGGUGGUGCGGCUGCGCCCGACAGAAGCCAUCAAUGAAGACUGGGGCUAUAGAGAACCCGAUGAAUCUCCUGCAAAGAAAAAGUCAAUGGAUGUUAAACAAGUGGAGAGGAAAUCUGGGUCUAAGUUAAAGGCGGUGCAUGUGAGCUGGGUGCUCAAUACGGAAUUACUGGAGUAUUCAGUGUCUCAGCCAACAGAAACCGCUGAUGUCCAUGCAGUUGCAAAUCAAGAGAGAACCGGCUACCUAGGAUUGCCAAGAGUACCAUAUGCUCUGGGCCUUCUUUCACGCGAGGUUGCUACCACUUCCACCACAGACAACAAUGAUGAUCAUCAUAAAUCAAUGCCCAGUGAAACCCCUCAUCAGCUCAUGGUAUUGUGGGCACCAUUCCUUCUUAUCCAUCUUGGAGGACAGGACACUGUGACUGCUUUUUCAUUGGAGGACAAUGAGCUGUGGUUGAGGCACCUGCUGAUGCUGCUAGGCCAAGCAUGCCUAGUUGUCUAUGUGCUGUGGAAAUGGGUAACAUUGUCAUACUACCAACUUUUAAUCUCGGCUGCAUUGUUGUUCGUUGAUGGGGUCAUCAAGUAUGGGGAGAGGAUUUGGGCACUCAAGUUGGGGAGCCAGGAAGGCCUCAGGAGUUCCACUAGCACAGAAGCUAAGAAAGCAUCCCUUCAAUUUGGACUAGGAUUCAGUACUGAAAGAAAAGAGCAGACCUAUCAAGAAAUUGUUAGGUAUGCUCUUCUCAGGGAGCGAGGCGUGCGGGAUAUAUUCGCUGGACGGAAACUCUUCGACAUGGACGAUUUAACUCGCGAGUACUUUCUGUAUCAAUACGAUCGGGAGGUUCCGAGAGGGGAUGCACAACUGAAUUUCAAAAGGGCGGAGAUCGAGCUUAGCAUAAUGUAUGACAGCCUCUACACAAAAUCUCGGGUGAUUCAAACAAGGUCUGGCGCCAUCCUUCGGUGUGUCUCCUUCGCCUCCAUAGUGAUUGCCUUUGUGCUCUAUGUCAAGAUGAUGGUGAGUAGUAGUGCCUAUGCUGAGCAAACAACAUCAGUAUACAACAAUGUCGACUACAGAAGAAGUAGAGUUGAUGCUGCCAUCACCUACAUAUUAUUCAUUGGAGCAGUUUGCUUGGAAGCUUGCUCAUUCUUCGUUGUGAUGAUCAUGUCACCAUUGGAGUGGCCAUUGUUGGAAGCUCGAGCUGGAUGGUGUCGUGUGCUGCUCACUCGAGUGGCCUGGCCUAUGUUCAUGAGGAUCCAACCAGAGACCAAGCCAUGGUGGUCAAACUCAAUGGGACAGUACAACUUCUUGAGCUCCUGCUGCAACAAAAGCAGAAGCACGGACAGAAGGUGGAGUAGCACUGUCAUCAUGUCAAAGAUGGCAGGCGUAUUUGGAGCUAGUGAACUGUGGAACAAGAUAAGAAACACCAAGCAUGCCCACAUCACAAGGGAGAUGAAGGAGCUUAUCCACGAAACAAUAGGUCAUGACAGGGGGUGGCUUCCUGAGCGCAUCUGCGUUCCAAGUGCUUAUAGAUCACUACUUGUCCUCCCCUUCGAGAAGGCCUUGCUGUCGCUACACAUUUGGACAGAUGUGGUGAUGCACAAGGUGGCGAAGUCGAUGAUGGUGAGCAGCAGUGGUCGGCUCCCGAUUGACCUGGCCGUCCAAGAGCAAGACCAAGAGGCAGCACAGCGGUGGCGGCGUCUUAUGGAUAACUGCAAGAGGCUAUCUGAGUACAUGUUGUACCUGCUGCUGGCGCAACCUGCCAUGCUACCCGUGAGCAGCAACGUGCAGGAUUUUAUGGUAGCAGCGGCUGCCUCAGACUGGUCCAGGGGUGCCUCCUCCUCCAACAGCAAGGUGCAGGAUUUUAUGGUAGCAGCCGAUGUUGCCUCCAGAAAGGAGAAUUUUCUUGAGUGGUUGGCUUCAGAAUAUGAGGGUCCUGGUCUGGGCUUCUGGAAGGAGCAAACGGUGGUGCUAGAAAAUCAACAGGGCAUCAAUGCCGAGCUGGCGAUACUAGAGAAGGUGUGGGUGCGGAUGCUCGUCUAUGCAGCUGGAAAGUCCCGUCCGGAAGAGCAUGCCCGGCGCCUGAGCACCGGGGGAGAGCUCAUUACUUUCGUUUGGCUGCUGAUGGCGCAUCGGCGUACUGGUGACGUGGAGCGCAGUAUCAGCCUUAUCAAAGAUGAUUUCAGCGCAGGACAUCUUUUUGAGCUAACUACUGCUAGCAUACCAUACUGUAGGCAAAUUGAUAUGGAGGAGUCAAUUACUACUUGA